Molecule: messenger RNA, 1091 nt
Organism: [Torrubiella] hemipterigena
Lineage: Eukaryota; Fungi; Ascomycota; Sordariomycetes; Hypocreales; Clavicipitaceae
Source: the annotation of a GenBank genome assembly
GCGGAUAACCACAAUCCACAGGACCAUCCACAGGGCCAGCCACGUGCAGGGCCACCUACAGAUUAGAUCGUCUCGCGUGCACUUGCGACGUCCUACCACAGGGCAAGGAGGCAAAGGAGCUUGUUCACAGCAAUUAUGGUUUGGCCAUUUGGUUCAUCGUCUAAAGAGCCUGCCAAAGCUCCAGAAGACGAGUCAAAACAGAAUGGCAAAUGGGAACAAUCGCUCACACGCUCCGAGACCUCGCGUACCGAAGCUGUUCAACAAUGGCUACCUAUGAUCAUCUUCCCCUUGGUCGGCCUCGGCGCGCUGCAGCUUUACUCACACUACCUACGAAGAAUACCCGGCGCUGCCCAUGUCCGACAAUCAUAUUUCAACAAGCGCACAAUCUUUGGACGCGUCACGAGCGUUGGUGACGGCGACAACUUCCACCUGUUUCACACCCCGGGUGGUCGCGCUGUUGGUUGGGGAUGGCUGCGAAAGAUUCCUCAAAAUAGACGCGAGUUAAAAGAUCGCACAAUUGCCAUUCGAUUGGCAGGCGUAGAUGCCCCGGAAAAUGCACACUUUGGAAAGCCCGCUCAACCAUAUGCUGCCGAAGCAUUGAAGUGGCUGAACAAUUAUAUCCUCCAUCGAAAUAUCCGAGCGCACGUAUACAAACGAGAUCAAUACAAUCGAAUUGUGGGAACCGUUUACGUCUGGAAGUGGUUUAUGAAGAAGAACGUUGGACUGGAAAUGGUGAAACGCGGCCUGGCGACAGUCUACGAAGCGAAAUCUGGUGGAGAAUACGGCGAUAUGAAGCACGUAUACGAACGUGCCGAAGCAGUGGCUAAAAAGAAGCGCCUGGGGAUGUGGUCUGGCAAACCGAGCGAGUUCGAGAGCCCAAGAGAAUACAAACGACGAAUGGGAGGUGGCAACGAGAGUUGAGUUGAGUAGAGAACGAUUGAUGAAUACCCAAGCGCAAGUGCAUUUGUUUUAUAAGCUUAAACGGAGGCAUUUAUUAGGGGACCAGCGUCUAGGGACGCUGUGCUGUACCAUACUACGUAAACUUUCAAAAAGCAUCACCACAUCUUCACGAAACGCAGAGCAGCCUUAGC